This is a messenger RNA of Strongylocentrotus purpuratus (purple sea urchin), 4554 nucleotides long. RefSeq lists its product as uncharacterized. Gene Ontology annotation, molecular function: G protein-coupled receptor activity. Lineage: Eukaryota; Metazoa; Echinodermata; Echinoidea; Camarodonta; Strongylocentrotidae. Gene Ontology annotation, cellular component: membrane. The transcript has 2 exons. Gene Ontology annotation, biological process: G protein-coupled receptor signaling pathway; cell surface receptor signaling pathway. The record is from RefSeq and is a predicted model, not a curated record. The coding region runs from base 684 to 3308 and encodes 874 amino acids.
AGGAACCUGGUAAUGAUGAUCAAUGCCUUACCAAAGGGAAACGAGAGCAUUGACGUGGUCUCGAACCCAGGACCUCCUGCUUGAUACCACUGAGCCAUCGCGCCUCCUGAAUGACGGCUCGUAAUGAACAGUAUACCACAAUUUUGCUCAUAUUAAAACAAAAAAUUACUAAGCUAGUUGUAAACUAUUUACAUAGUCAAAAAUACAUUGUUUGCAACUAGAAAUAGGAACUACCUAAAUUUAUUAUUUUACAUAAGCCUACCCAGUUUCAGCAUGUAUACUAACCAAUUAAUUUGCAUUGAUAUCAUUAGACUUACAUAAGUUAUGUUAAUUUGUAAAUUGUGAACAUCGACAAAAUUUCUCGACCUAAUAAUGACAAAUAUUCCUGCCUUUGAUUCAUUUAAUAAUUCUCAUUAUCUUCAUUCCUAAUAAUGAAUGAUGUUUAAUACCUUGAAGUUUCUUGGAGCACCAGUCAACUCGAUAAACCUGUGCCUCCAAAGUAAUAAGAAAAGGAGUCAGUUACAGAUCCGGUCAUUGUUUGUCCAUUGUGAUUAACCCAAACAAAUAAUGUGUCGAUAACGGGUGAUAUACCUCUCAUAAAACUUCAUGAAACGUUACCUCAUACAAGAUGGAUCGUAUGAAUAAUUACGAUAUCUUCUAUACCAUUUAUUUCCACAGAAAAUAUGGAUUUAAAUCAGUAUGCAGAUAAUACAUGCUUUGAGGAAUCAUGCCUUGAUGGACAAGAAACUUUAUGUAGAUGCGAUGAUAUGUGUCAACUCUUUGGUGAUUGCUGUCCAGACUACCCUAUCCCAAUAUCCAGCGGGACUCUGUCAAACGAAAUUCUAUCAAACGAGACCCUGUCAAAUGAGACUCUAUCAAACGAGACUCUAUCAAACGAAACUCUGUCAAAUGAGACUCUUUCAAACGAGACUCUAUCAAACGAGACUCUAUCAAACGAGACUGUAUUAGACAUUGACGUGUGGGAAUGCAUCGUGGAUUCUUUCCUUCCACUAUUCUACCCAUUUCUUGGACAUGGUUACAGGAUGAUUGCUAGGUGCCCAUCAAGAUGGUCUUUAGAGGAGGAUGUCAAACGAAACUGUGAAGAGGUUUCUCCCAAUGCAACUAUAGAUGUUCUUUAUAUUUACCAGGACACGUACUUUAGAAACCUGGAUUGUGCUACUUGCCAUGGGUAUACUGAAAGUUCUUUGACAGCUGUUGUCAUUUCAGCAGACCAAAAAUGUUGGUGGGGAUAUAAUAAUACCCUUGCAUGCAUGACACCAAUGCCCACAUUACAGUCCAACGUUUCGAUGAAUAUCAGCAGAUCUGAUAUCAUGCCUUCGGUUCAAACUAUCCAGAAACCUCGACUUUGCCUCGUAAAUACAACAGGAAGUUGUCCAAACGGGACAAAUGAAGAGAUAGCCCGCGAGUGUCAGUUUUAUUACAAACCAUGCAUCAGUGAAGGUAUUGUAAGUAAGCAUCCUGCAUGCAGUUAUUGCAAUGGAGGCUCCAUGGGAAUAUCCUCACCUUCAGGUUCCGAUGAUUCAUUGCAUUACGAUUAUUACGAUAGCAGCAUGUUAGAUGGAGCGGAUGGAUUAGUAGAUAUUUUCCAAAUGUUGAACGCUCCUAUAGCCGCUCCUAUACAGACAUUUUGUUUAGAAGGAUUUGAAUUGGAUGGCAAUGGUUACUGCGCUCCCUUAUCGUCCGAUUGGCCCGUCUGUCAAUCCAGACAUUUUGGAGUCAAACAAAGUAAAGGGACUGUCGAAUGUUUAGAAGAGAUGGUUUGUUUCAGGGAGGUGACCGUGGAUAACAUUACAACAUCGGCAAAAGUUCCCCCACCUUGUCUAGUUAGGUCAUCAACAGACGAGAUUAAUGAUAUUAUAACAUUCAACUUGCUUUACAGAGAUGACAUGAAUCCAUCUCUUUAUACAAUCCAGAGCGAUAUCAUAAAUCGAAUUAAAAAUCCUAGCCGUGACGGUUGCAAUGACAUAGUAAUAUCAGCUAGUCAGUUCUGUCAUGUCGAAGACAAUCCUGGAAACAUUACAUAUCGUUGUCCCGAGGAAAUGUUUGUUGGAUACUGUUUGGAUUUUACGCCUUUUCUUACCAACAACGAGUCUCUUAUUUUCUUCAAUGGAACUUAUAUUCGUCCAAAAUGGUGGAGUAAUAUCACCAACAUGCAGUUCAGCAGUGACAACGUCUCAUCAGAGUAUCAGUUUGUAAUGUGUGGGACCGAGAUUGCUCUCCAAACCUGCUCUUUCUUCACGGUUUCCAAUGAUUCCAUUGAAUGGGACUAUCAAGGAAACCAGUCUGUUAUUCUGUAUCAAGGUCAGAUGUACGACACAGAGGACAUUCUGAUUCAUCCCGAUGGUUCCAUAAGCAUCUGCUAUAGUGAUCAGGUCACACCCAUUGACAGUAGGACAUUGAUGAUCAUAGGACAUGUUCUCUUUGCCAUAUCAUCUGUUUGUCUCUUUGCUACCUUGAUAACUUACGUUGCCUUCUCUACCUUGCGGAAUCGUCAAGGUGUAUCCAUAAUGAAUUUCAUUGUUGCGUUGUUCCUUGGACAAAUCUUUCUUCAGUACAUGCGUCUUUCAGUCUCCCAGUUUAGAAUUCCUUGUAUAGUUGUUGCUGCAUUAUCCCAUUUCUUCUUCCUUGCUUCGUUUGUUUGGACGACUAUCCUUGCUUGGGACCUGAGUCGAAGCUUCGCAGCAAACAAGAUAAAAUCGUUUUCAUCUAGCUCAUUUGGUCGUAAGAUGGUGGCUUUUCUUGUUAUUGGAUGGGGCACUCCUCUCGUCUUUGUCUCGAUCACUUUGGUACUUCAGUUCGGAAGAUUCCAGAAUGGUCCUUUCUUGGAAUACGACAGUAAUACAUGCUGGCUUACCAAACUUUCUAGCAUAGUAAUGUUCUUUGUUCCAAUGUCUGUAUGUCUUCUAUCCAAUCUCGUAUUUUUUAUCAUCACGGUGCAUGGAGUUCAUUCUACCAAGAAAGCAACAUCGGUGCUAAAAUCUGGCCAGGACUCUCACUUCAAACAAUUGGCUGUUGAGCUCAGAAUAUAUGUCAAGAUCUCAGCUCUUCUUGGAUUCGCCUGGUUAUUUGGGUUCUUAGCUAUGGUCACCAAUGUCCCCUUCAUGGAAUAUCUCUUCAUCAUCGUCAUCAGUCUCCAAGGCGUCUUCAUUUUCAUUUCAUUUGGUACCAACAUUCGAGUGAAGAAACUAUGGCGAACAUUUGUGGAGAACUCAUCUCUCCUGUCUAUGAGUAAAUUCUCGCGAGGUAGUACUGGAGCACACGAUGGACCUAAAAGUGAGAAACAUUAAGCACUAUUAAUGUGUGAAAGAGAUUAAAUUUGCCUCAUAACAAUUUGACACGUUCUUUUAUUUGGUAUCAUUGUUGUGACUGAUGAAGUAAACAAAAUUGUAGGAACUUUGUUGUCUGAAUUCGUAAUAGCGAGUGACUAUUUGGAAGCCUUAUUCAUUAUGUUCGCCGAAACGUUAUGAAAAACAGAUCGGAUAUGCCUAUCUUCGAACUCUGACUUUCUAGUGAAUGCCUUUCUAGCUUUCAAAGUCUCUUCAAAAUUUUCUAGGUUAAGUUGUACUUGAGUCUGAAGCUUCAAAACUUCUGUUAACUGGUUAUAUUUUCUAUAAUGUAUACAAUUUUAUAUGUUGUUAUAGUAUAUUAUAUUUCGUUAUCCUGAAUGCAUACUCCAUGACUACAUUUUCGUUCGAUCUACAUACACAAGUUCCUGAAUUGUUUUAUCCGUGUUGAAAGAAGUCAUUCUUUGAUACAGUGUUAACGCCCCUCUGGCUCUCAGCACAUGAUACCAUGGUAUUGCUAUAUUUAUAUUGCAUGUAACACUGAUCGAAACAAAAUGAUCAUUUUAUAUGACUUCUAUAAAUAAUGUAAUGUUUUGUCGGCUGGCCAUUUGAUCUGUAUGCAUAGUAUUUAUUUGGAUAAAUUUUUAAUGUAUGUCUGGUAUUAUUAUUGUUGUGGGAAUUAUUGUUUUAAAUGUUAUUUACAGUCCGUAUCUCGUUGUUACGUAGAAAAAUUCGUUGAUCUUUUUCAUAAGACAUAAAAGAUACUCUUUUCAUCGAUAACUCCCUGCAUACGAAUACAUACGAAUAUUUGUUCUUUAUGCGUGAAAACAAAAAUUGGGCAGAGUGUGUCAACGUGUUUGAUCUUCCGGAUAUCCACAGUAAGACUGGAAAGGGGUUCUCGUUGGAAUAAAAGGGCCAAACAUUGAGGAAGAGCAACUGUUAAACCACAUUAUACUUAUGAUAAAAUACGUUAUUUUUGUGAACAGUGAAUCUGAUGAUGAACCUCGAUCCAUCCUUCAAGAUGUUUAUUAAAAAUAUAGAAUACUUUAGAAUAAAAAAGAAGAAAUAAAAAUAGAGUUACCUUUGUGACGGUGCCGCAUGGGUGUUUGCGAGUGGGUGGGUGAGUGUGUGUGGGCAUUUGCGUGUAAAGGUUUGGGUGUGUGUAUGUAUGCGUGUGUAAGUUAUUAUGUGGGAGGGGAAAGACACAUGUAUAGUUAGUUUGAAGACAUGGGUUGUUUUCCUAUUUUUC